Molecule: messenger RNA, 642 nt
Organism: Dracunculus medinensis (Guinea worm)
Lineage: Eukaryota; Metazoa; Nematoda; Chromadorea; Rhabditida; Dracunculidae
Source: the annotation of a GenBank genome assembly
AUGGCCGAAAUCGAUGUUUCACGUUUACCGAGCAGUGUUCGUGAACGUUUAGCGCAGCUCGAUCUUGAACUGUCCGAAGAUUCGAAAAUGACAGCGAGUCCAAGUACACGUGCGCAAAGACGUCAUCAGCGUAGGCUUACGCGUGAAGAAUCUCGAUUUCAUUCAGAAAUUCGUGCUGAAGCAGUUCAACAAGCCUUAUCCGAAUAUUCGAAAGGAAAAAAAGAACGGCCAAAUAUUUUACAGCCAAUAAAGAGGCGAGGAAUAGAAAUACGCCGAGAUAGAACGAAGAAUCGUCUAUCAGAAAGUAGUUCGGAUGAAGAUAGUAUGUUUGGAAGUAGCGAUCGAAGUAAAGGAACUCCAUCUUCACAAUCAUUAAGUGAUCGAAACAAAAAGAUCUCAGAUGUUUCUCGUGAUUCAAAAAAUAUUUCUCGUGCUCCUCCACCAGAUGUCACAUCAAAUGCUGUUGUUGCUGAAGCUGUUGUUCGGCGUAACGAAAAAAAACAACAGAAAUAUAAAUCAUCAGAGCAAUAUGAGCAACGUGUUUGGUCGAGACCAUCUAAAGAAUCCGAUCAAACCGACUCACCGAAUAUCGCUGGUUCGACUGAGUCAACAUCACUAGCAAGUGAUGCGAUGGAAGCGUGA